GAGCAAGAAAGGUCGGCAAUCUCCGGACAAACACACCCUUCUAUUUUUGGGUUCCCCUCUUCGCCUACCACCGCCAUUAUGCCUGUCUUUGACAGUCCUUCCAAGUCGCGCUUCGACAUGGUCAGGGAGGAGAGGAACGAGGAACGAGAAGGUCUGCUCUCUGGAUCUCAAUCAUUUCAGUCCCAAUGCGAGAAAGGUGAAGGCACGUUGCACCCAGCAUGGCCGAGGAACAGAAUUGUCGGUGUUGCCGCGUCAUUCAUACUGUUGCUUAUCUGCGGAACGUUUGCCCGGUCGCUUGUCUGCUCAAGAACUCCUUACUCUCACCCAAAUCUCCAUUUCCAUGGCGAAGAACUUCGGUCGAACGGGACGCAUGAUUUCAAGAGGACUGUGCUCAUUAUAUCUAUAGACGGCUUACGGGCGGACUACCUCGACCGAGGGCUGACACCUCAUCUCCUUGAUAUCAGUAAGAAGGGACUGCGAGCCAAGGCCAUGAAGCCGAUUUUUCCGACUUUGACGUUCCCCAAUCAUUGGGCUUUGAUGACUGGUCUAUACGCCGAAUCCCACGGCAUAGUAGCUAACAAUUUUUGGGAUCCGGCAAGUAAUGAAGAGUUCCAUUACAACCAGGAAGCAUCGUCUUGGAAACCAGAUUGGUGGUUUGGCGAACCGAUGUGGGAAUCUGCUGGAAAGGCAGGAAUCAUCACAGCAAAUCUGAUGUGGCCGGGCCCGCCCAAGACGAGUUCUGGAGCCGUUCCUACCUACUUUAUUCCUUGGAGGGAUAGAGUCCCUCUUGCUGAAAAGCUUGAACAGCUCCUAGCUUGGAUAGAUCUUCCUUUCGAAGAACGACCUCAGUUGAUUAUGGGGUACGAACCGUCAUUGGACCAAGCCGGCCAUGCAACGGGACCUAUGUCCGCAGCAGUCAAUGUAAGUCGCCCGAUCCAAUGUUUUCUAGCUGCUGAUCUUUGGCAGAAAACCCUUGGUCAAGUGGAUACGUUUGCAAAAGACUUGCAUACUGCUCUUGAACAACGUAAUCUUACUGACAUUGUCGACAUCGUCUUCGUCAGCGACCAUGGGAUGACGGACACCAGUCACCCCGAGCUGGUGUACAUGGACAACAUCAUUGGCGAAGAGGGCCUUACCAUGAUUCAACAUGAAGACGGGUGGCCCUCUAUGGGACUGAGGUUUUACCCGGAAGCCAAUGCAUCACACUAUCUCGAGCUUCUCCUCAAGGCAUCAGACGAAAAUCCAGAGAAAUUCGAUGUCUACACUCAUGAAACGAUGCCAGAGAGGUAUCAUUUUACCAACAAUGAUAGAAUUGCGCCUAUAUAUGUGGUUCCCAAGAUUGGAUAUUCUUUGACAACCAAGGCAGAGGGUAACACCGGCAUGUCCAAAGGCAACCACGGAUACGACAACAAGGAACCAUCCAUGCACGCCAUGUUCGUCGCGCACGGCCCUUUCUCUGCUGUUGUGAAGGCGUUGCAUCACGGCCGGUCACUCUCAGCUCGUUUCUUAUCCAGGCCCAACAAGGGUUGGCACUCCACCUCCGAUGACACCUAUGUCAUGAACACAUUCCAGAAUGUAGAAGUAUACAACCUCGUUAUGAAGUUGUUGGGAAUCGAACAGCAUGCGGCGCACACAAAUGGUACAGUCGGAUUCUGGGACAAGUACUUCUAGAUGAUCAUACCUUAUGGACCUUGUAAUUACAUACUUUGUAAUCUCACUAUUCAUCUAAACGGUCUAAUCGAUUUAUUUUGGCA
Messenger RNA from Desarmillaria tabescens, 1754 nucleotides. Its product is annotated as Phosphodiest-domain-containing protein. Bases 79 to 1671 code for a protein of 530 amino acids. Gene Ontology annotation, biological process: nucleoside triphosphate metabolic process. The record is from RefSeq and is a predicted model, not a curated record. Gene Ontology annotation, molecular function: ribonucleoside triphosphate phosphatase activity; nucleoside triphosphate diphosphatase activity. Lineage: Eukaryota; Fungi; Basidiomycota; Agaricomycetes; Agaricales; Physalacriaceae. The transcript is spliced from 11 exons.